Molecule: messenger RNA, 1116 nt
Organism: Tribolium madens (black flour beetle)
Lineage: Eukaryota; Metazoa; Arthropoda; Insecta; Coleoptera; Tenebrionidae
Exons: 2
Coding region: 1-1020 (339 amino acids)
Source: RefSeq, a predicted model, not a curated record
AUGCAUGAUAUUUAUGAGGGGGUCUGUCGAUAUGAUUUGGGUUAUAUAUUGUAUCAUUUCAUUUAUAUAGAUAAGUUUUUUGACUUAGAUACUUUAAACAGGCGGUUGUCAUAUUUUCAUUUCGAUAUAUCUGAAAAUAAACCACCUGCUAUAUUAAAAAGUCAAAUUAUUAAGCAACAUAUUAUAAUGUCAGCAUCAGAAAUGAAAACCUUUACAAAAUAUUUAUCUUUAAUAUUAGGAGAUCUUGUACCUUAUGACAACCAAUUAUGGCAAAUUUAUUUGCUUUUAUUUAAAAUUACUGAAAUUGUUGAACAAAAAAGUGUUUCAUUUGAGCAUGGAAGAUUGUUGCAGUCCUUAAUUGAAGAACACCAUUCUUUAUACAUUCAAUUUAUUGGUAAUCUUAAACCAAAACAUCACUUUUUGGUGCACUAUCCACGUUUGUUAACUUAUAUAGGUCCCUUAAGUAAUGUGUCGUCAAUAAGAUUUGAAGCAAAACAUCGAAACUUUAAAUCCACUGCAAAUGUCGUUGCUUCCAGACGAAAUACUCCGUACACUUUGGCCUUAAAAAAUCAAUUAGUAAUUUGUCAUCGUGUACUUGCGAAAAAAGGAUUUGUAGACAAUUUUGAUUAUGGUCCAACUGACACCGAAACGUUUAAGUUGUCUGAAAAUUAUGCAGCUUUUGAAAACCAAUAUGGAAAAUCUGUUGSCGAAAACUCAGUUUUGACUUCAUGGGUAAAUAAGUGUAAUGUGAAGUUUCACUCUGGUAAUAUGAUAAUUGUUAAUUUUGAUAAUUUUAUGCCUCAGUUUGCAAAAAUUAAAUUUAUUCUUAUACAUGAGAAUUCAUUUUUUUUUAUUUUACAAAAAUAUAACACUCUCUGCUAUGAUAGCCAUUUUCAUGCGUAUCAGGUAGAUAGAACUGAAUUUAUUUUUUUUAUUCACUCUAAUGCAUUAAUUAGUAUGGACGUCCAUAUUCUGCAUUUAAGUCCCAAUGGGUCAUAUUUUAUAGUUCUUUUUGAAUAGUUAAUCUAUUUUUACGUUUUUGAAGUUUUUAUUGUGUUCUUAUUUUGUUCUUGCUUGUUUUGUUAUAUUUUUUGUUAAAUGUAUUAAAAAUAAAUU